Messenger RNA from Cariama cristata (Red-legged seriema), 1609 nucleotides. RefSeq names its product coiled-coil domain containing 183 (gene CCDC183). The record is from RefSeq and is a predicted model, not a curated record. Lineage: Eukaryota; Metazoa; Chordata; Aves; Cariamiformes; Cariamidae.
AUGGCUGCCCUGCGUGCCAUGGGGCUGGAGGGCCAGGGCUGGAGUGCCAGCACAGCACAGGGCUGGAAGGCAAACUGCAGCCAGCGGCUCCAGGAGCUGGGCGCCACCAUCGCCUCGCAAGAGCGAGGGAGGAAGCUUUUUGCCCGGUCGUGUGAGGAGAAGCUCAGGCAGAACAGAGAGCUGCUCUCUUGCCUACGUGAGGCCGUGCAGGAGGACGUCCAUGCCCUGGAGACUGCCCAGAAGAGCGCACGGCAGAGGGACCUGGUGCCGGCACAAGGACAGCCCCAGGGGGCUGCAAGCCCUGCCUCCAGCCUGACGAAGGCUCGUGUGCCCAUCCUGGUGGCCAAGGAGAAGCUCCAGAAUGAAAUCUAUGACUGGGUGAACACGUGCGACAUGCUGCUGUACCAGCUGAGGCAGCGGAGCGGAGCUGAGCCGGACGAGCUGCAGAGGCAACUGCAGUAGCUGAAGGAUGCCAAGCUGAAUGACAAGCAGCACCGGGCGCAGGUUCAGGUGGUUCGCCAGCUGGACAAUAACAUUGAGAAGAUGGUGACCAAAGUCCGUGCUGGACAGAGGGUGACUGCCCUGCACCUGGUGAUACGGGAUGUCCUGAGGAAGGAGCUGGUCCACCUGCCUCCACACCUGGACCUCCUGUGUGAGAUGGCCGAGCUGUACCGUGGGGAGUUGGAAGACAUAGAGCUCAUGGCCUUGCAUGCUCUCAAAGCUGCUGAUGUAGCCAAGGAAGAAAUGGACAAGAGAAAAACCCAGUUGCUUGUGCAGAGACACCUCAGGCGUUGCUCCCUGGCUGCCCAGGAGCGGAAUAUCGACAGAGCCUGGCUCAGGGAAGCAAAGGAAAAGUAUCGGAGAGUGCAAGCCAGGAACAAGCUCACCGCGGACUUCCAGACCCUGCAAUUGCAGGACCCACUGGUGGGCUCCAAACUGGAGGCCACCAAGUCCCAGCUGGAGUGCGAGGCACGGGUGACCGAGAAGAUGGAGAAGGCCAAGGCUGCGGUGCAGUGGUCCUGCCUCUGGGAAAUCCCCGACAGGCUCGUGGAACAGCAGAAGUCCUCGAUGGACCUGGAGUGGUACAUCGAGGAGUGCAAGGAGAAGCAGCAGGCGCUGAAGGAGACGCUGAAGGAGCUGGAGCUGAAGGAGGCUGAGCUGAAAUUUCACACGCCCUCCAACGCAACCAGUUGUAUGGAUGUGAAUGUGGUUGACUCCAGGACGCUGGAGGAGGAGCUGAGGAGGAACCUGCAGCGGGAAGAGGCUCGGCUGGAGGAGAUGCGAGCCCAGAUGCUGAGGAACCAGGAGCUCUUGCUCGAGUUUGAAAUCGGCAUCGACCACCUCUUUCUCUGUCUGCAUGGCAUCACCAUACCUGGCCAGGACGAUUCUGUCAAGGCCAAGGGGGUGCAGGAGAAGCUCCAGCACUGUGAGCAGAAGCUGCAGUACCUGAUGCAGCGGGUGGCUGACCUGCCCCCCCGACAGACGCAGCCUAACGAGGACAAUGAGACUUUUGUGAAGGUCAGAAAUUUUCUGGAGAAAACAACUGUGAACAUGAACGAGCGGCACGACCUGGAGAUUUACUUGGAGGACAUAAUCCCUAGGGACCAAC